AGAGGGCGAGGGAGGGCUGAGCUCAGUCUGUAAAGCAGAUUAGGGCUGAGCGUCUCCCUCCUCCUCUUCCUCCUCCUGUCCUGCGCUCCUCCGCUAAACUGCCCUGUGAGGAAAUACUCCGUCCAGCAGCACAAACACACCACUGAUCACCAGGACACGCUUCUGAAGGACUGAAAGUAUUGAAAGUGUGGAAGCAAGCGAGAGACAUUAGCGAGGACUCUAAAGGAACACUGAUGGCCAGAAGAAGACGACCAGAAGAACCUGGAUUGUAUUCCUAAUGGAUCUGGAUGGGUGGCUCGCAAUAAGCGGAGUACUGUAGGAAUGGCCUGCACAGGCUAAAUGCAUUUGUUUAACAAUUUAAAACCAAUCGAGGAUCAUCGAUAAGAUCUUUCGCCCACAGCGGAUGAUUACAACGCUAUGCAAGCCCAAGAUAAGGAAUCGGACGCCAACAGGAGAGCAUGCAGUGAUGUAGUAGAACUGGCACACUGCUGAGCUUCAGCACGUGCUGUACUGGUGGAAACUCCUGAAGCUCAGAACAUCCCAAGCUGAGCUGUGUAAGAGUUGGAAGAGUGAGCUGCUGAAAUGCUCCGGUUGGCCGUGGUACUUUGCGGAGCGCCGUACUGAUGUGAGAGCUGUGGAACAAGCCGUGGACUGCGUUUACUAAUGGAUAACAAAGCACAUAGAGCUGAUGGUGCAACGCAAGACACAUUUCCUCUCUGAUGGGGCCCUGACACACGCUCAACACACUCUGGGCUAAAUGGAGGAGCGGGAUCGCAGCCGCUCUCCGUCACGCAGGACCAGCAGAGUGGAGCAGGUGGUGGGACGCUGGCUACGUCGUUCCAGGGACUCCACCAGCAGAGAGCGUGUGAUUGAAGAUGGACGUGCCGCUAACACCAGUCCUCAGGAACAGAGAAGCUGUCCAAUCAGAGUGACCGCUCAGAUUCCAUUUGACUCCGCCCUCAACUCCCACGGCUUCGCUGUGUCCACACACACUCCACCUCAGGUGCAGGAGGUUGCUGCAGGGGGUCCUGCUGAUGGUAAACUUUUACCUGGUGACCAGCUCGUCAAGAUCAACAACGUGGCUGUGGACGACCUGUCCACAGAGCAAGCUGCUGACAUCAUCAGGGAGUGUCAGGACACAAUAACAAUGACAGUCCUCAGAAUAACAGUGGGGCCAAAAUCAUCCUUCAUAACCCCGGAGAAAAGAGCCAAGCUGAGGUCCAACCCUGUUAAAGUGCGAUUCGCUGAAGAGGUGGUCGUCAACGGUCACUCACAGGGCAACUCUCUGCUGUUCCUGCCCAACGUGCUGAAGGUUUACCUGGAGAACGGACAGACCAAAGCCUUCAAAUUUGAACCCAAGACCACCGUUAAGGACAUUGUGAUGACUCUGAAGGAGAAACUGUCCAUAUCCCGCAUCGAGCACUUCUCUCUGGUGCUGGAACAGCAGUACAGCAUCACUAAACUCUUCCUGCUGCACGAGGAGGAGCUGAUUCAAGAGGUGGUCCAGAAGAAGGAGUCUCAUGACUACCGGUGUUUGUUCCGUGUCUGCUUCAUGCCGAAAGAGCCAGAUGACAUGCUGGAGGAAGAUCCUGUAGCCUUUGAGUACCUCUACCUGCAGAGUGUGAGUGAUGUGCUGCAGGAGAGGUUUGCUGUGGAGAUGAAGUGUAACACAGCUCUCAGAUUGGCGGCGCUGCACAUCCAGGAGAGACUCGCCAGCACUGGCCAGUCCCCCAAAACACCCCUAAAGACUGUCACGAAAGACUGGGGUAUUGAUAGCUUUGUCUCCAGCACUCUACUGAGAAACAUGCGGGAGAAGGAUCUGAAGAAAGCCAUCAGUUACCACAUGAAGAAGAUCCUUCUGCAGGAACCCAAACAGAAGGUGGUUACAGUAAACCAGGCCAGGUUGAACUACCUGAAUGAGAUGGGUGAACUCAAGUCUUAUGCGGGGAAGUCUUUCAGUGCCACCAUGAUGCUGCAGGACAGGGAGUCCAUGGUGAGUCUGUUGGUGGGGGCUCAGUACGGGGUGAGUCAGGUGAUCAAUCACAAGCUCAGCAUCAUGACCACGCUGACCGAGUUCAGCAGCAUCACCAGGGUGGAGCUCACGCCGGAGUCGGAGCGCGUCAGCCUCGUCAAAAUCUACCUGCAGGACAUAAAGCCUAUAACUCUGCUGUUGGAGUCGGUGGCUGCUAAGGACUUUUCAUGUCUUAUAGCUGGUUACUGCAGACUGCUGGUAGAUCCUCAGAUCUGUGUGUUUCCGUGGACAGCCAAGUCAAAGAGCCAUCGUAUCUCAGCAGAGGAAGGUUACGUAUCACGAUGCGGCAGUGACUCUGAAGACUCGGACACGGACAUGGAUGCACUACUGGCUCACGUGGCCAGUGCUACCCAGAGUGAUCAGCAAGUGUCAUCUACCAUCAAUUCAAACAACAGGGCUCAAGAUUCAGGGCAGGCGGAAGAAAAGGCUGAGACAAGAAAAGAAGAAGACAAGACGGCGAAACAGAGCGAGGUGGCCAACGGAGUGGUCAAGAUAACUGAGAAGGUAAGACUAGAAGGACAUUCUGGGCUCAUGUUUGCAAAUGAAGAGGAUACGUUACAAUCUGAGGAAGAAAAAGACAUGGACAAUGAAAAGGAGGACACAGAGCGAGAACUUAAGGUGGUACCAAAGAUUCCAUGUGUCAUCAUUGUGGAGGACCCACCCUCUGACGCGUCUGAUUCAUGCCAGACAGACUCACGUUUCCUAGCCAGCAUGUCCAGUGACUCUAUGGAUGCCCUAGAAGAGGACGACCUUUUGACAUAUUGCUCCACCAGCUGCCCCAGCCACUUAGAUAUGGGAGACCACUACCUCCACUCUGAUGUGCUCCUGUCAUCGUCAAGUCCAAGGCAACUGCAUUGCCAAGAAAGUGAUUUCCACAAUGACUUGUGUUCCGCUGAUGCUGAUGGAGAUAGUGACCCAUUUGUAUGUUUUGCUGCUCUGUCCAACAUCGCAGAGUGUCUCCCCAGUCCCCCUGAGGCCAGUGAAGAUGAGGAUUAUGAAGACCAGGCAGGUGAGGUAGAGGGACAAGAAGAGGAUGCAUCCGAGGAAGGUUCUGAAAGGACGCAAGGCCUUCAUGUUUUUACAUUUGAGCAAGGAGACACACGAUGCUAUUACAAGAUCUGCUCUAAUCUUACACCUGAUAGUGCCCGCAGCCCUCCCAGACCUCCGUCUCCUAACUCCCAGAAAGAGGAGGAGGGUAAUGGAACAGAAGAACAGAGGCGGGAGCCUGACCCUAUCCCCAUCCUUCAGCCUCCCCCUGGGUUUGGAGACAGUAGCUCAGACGAUGAGUUCUUUGACGCCCAGGAAAGAUUCACAUCUCCUGAGGAAUCUUCUUCUACAGCCUUGAGUAGAGAAAAUUCAACAGAAUAUGGCACCAUGAAGCGUACACUUAGUCUAAGUGACAUUGGAAUUAGUGUUUGUGAACAAGGGAUGACAGAGGAAGAAUUGACAGGACAGAAAGAAUAUGAAUUACGUAUGGAGAUGUCAAAUGAACUUUCACGGUUCAACAAGAGAUACAGAAAACGUCGUUCAUUCAUGGAAACAGAUUACACAUCUUUAGUAUCUUUCCCUGAAGACAACUGUAAUCAAAUCGCAAAUCACAGGUCAGGACCUGAUAACAAGGGAGAAGGUCCAAUCACUCGUUUUGACGUUGGGCUAUCAAAUCAAAGCCCUUGUCCCACAGUUUCAUCCCUAAACAAUGCCGAAGGAGAGCCAGCACAAUUGGAGACCAAACCCAUCACACCGUCCAGGCUGAGUAAGCCUGAAAGCCAGAAUCUUAUGGACGGCAACAAGGUCAACAAAGCCAGUCAACGGAAACAGCAGCUUAUGUUAAUGGAACCCGAUUCCAUGGAGUUUAAGUCUGUCACGGAAGUCAUAUCUGGUGUCUCACCUGCUAUUGUAGCAUUGCGGACCAGUGGAGAGCCUAAAGCCAACAACAUCAACAGUUCUGAUCUGGCUGAAGAAGGUGCAGUAGGAGAUUUGCUUGAGGGGUUCCUUGCUGAUCAUUUGUUCUUUUCCACGUCUCGAAGUCAGGGUGAUAGCAGUUUACAUGUGAAAACCAACGACCAGGAGUCAUUCAAAAAGGGUCUGUCCCAAGAUACUUUGGAUAAGCUAAAGGCUUGCUCUCUCCCACGACUGGGCCAAGCAUCCCUGUCUGGCUCUUUGUACCUUCAAGUCCCAACCAUAUCCUGCACCCCAAGCCCAGAUGUGCACAGGGAACAAGAUCAUCUGGGAAUGCGUAAUCAAAAAGGACAGUUGCAGCCAACGGAGAGAAUCAGAAGCCACAGUAUGUCUUCUGCAUUUGGGAGAAGAGCUCCUCUUUGCCCAACAAGGCAUCUCUUCCCUCAAAGAGAACCUCUGUUCCGAACAAAAGAACCAGAGUCUGAUGACACAGACAGUUCCAGUGAUCCGUCCCUCCAAGAAGUGUCCUCUAGUGUUCCAUCUGCAGACCCCACCCAGGGAUAUUUAUUUGCACCAUGUUCACCCGGUAUUCUUGGUCGUCUUUCUGCUUCAACACUGCGGGGAAAGAUCCAGAACUUGCCUCUCUACCUCUCACGUUCCCAUGAAGUGCUAGAUGGAAAUGAAAGUCUUAGUGGUAUUGCUAAACCAGCAAGAAGGUUUUCUGAGACACGGCCAAGAAGGAAAGACGUGGAUGUUUUGAAAGAGGAAACUGAGGAAGUUACCUCAACUGGUGCAGCUUCUGAGGUAACUGAGCUAAAAGUUGUAACCAUUGUAUCUGAAGAGGUUACAGAGGUGAUUGAAGAGGUCAGAGAGGUAAGCCACAACAGUCCUCGUGUGCACGGACAGCAGAAGGCAGAAGCCAAACCACAAGAGCAUCCACAAGCAUCUAGUCCAUCUCCUUGCCCACAGUCAGUGGCCCCUGCCAAGAUCAGCACUUCAUCUGUAGUGGUUACUACGCAGAAUCUGAAUGGACCAUGGGGUGUGGUGACUUCCAGAGAGAUAGGAGGAUUACAAGGGGGAAGUGGCCCCCUUGUGGGCACACACUCCCAUCUUUUGACCUCUGGCUGUGGGGUUUUUACAAACUGUGAUUCCAAGCCAACAAACACACAGCCCAAAGCUCUGCCAAGCCCAUGCCCACAUGGGAAACCUGAUCUUAGCUGCAGUUCAGCCCUAGCAAUGGGGUGCGAGACAGUUAUGGAGGGUGCUCAAACACCACUGGAGGUUUGCGGAUGCCAAGCAGUGUACACCAACUGCUUCAGUGGCGUUCUGGAUAGUGGCAGCUUUGACGAUGAGCUGACUGUCUACGAGUUCUCCUGCAGAACACAGCAGGAAGAGAGUGGCCAAGCAGCAUUGAUGAAAUCCAUUCCACUACCUUCUUCCCUCUCUGGUUCGCCAGCUUCCUUUUCACCAUCUUCACCCCUUCCUUCAUUUCCUUGUGUGGUCUUACCACCAUCCUCAUCCACAGAACUUGGCCCUCUUCUUUCACCACUGCAUAACCAUGACUGUUUCCUCCCUGACGCGCAUGAAGAUGCAAUUGCCGGCCUACUGUCCCGGCGCUACCCUUUACCACCCACAGGCUUCCUGGCUUUACAGAGGGACGUUGACACACUGUUAACAAUCUUGGCAGGUGCAAUGAAGGACCAAGAUGGCGUCCUGGAGCAUCCACGAGACACCUGUGCUGCCCACUUUUCUGAAAACAAGCGGAGGUUGCAUACAGAGGCUCGGGGGCUUCUGGCCGGCUGUCAGCAAGUGGUAAGGGUCGAGCAGACCCCAGCAGAGACGCUGCAAGCUUUAGCUGAGAGUUUUCACUCACUGGUCCAGUUGACAAGCGUAUGUCUGAGUUUCUCGAGCUGCCAGAGAUGCCAGGAGCGUCACACUCAAGCUCUGUCAGGACUUGCAGAUCUGGCACAGACCUACCAAGAAUUUGCACGGGCAGCGGAGCAAGUGGGCACCACUACAGGAAAGAGGACUUGCCAUGAUCUCAGUAUUAAGCUCCUGGCCCGCCAGUGCACAGCACUUACGACUUCGGUCUUCUGCCUCACACAGCUGUUCCGCACGCUCACUGCCCUUUGACCUCUGAACUGUGAUGUUAGGAGUGUUUCUUUUGGACAUCAGACCUUAGGGUGGCACGAUCUCUUGAAUAUGAAUGAAAUCUUAGCAGAUAUUAAUUAAAGUACAUGAUUGUGCAAGUACAGCAGGUAAAGCACACGUGCCGAACCAAUCCUGAUCUUGGAGAUCCUGGUCUACCACCCUAAAGGCCUUCAUUACCUGGUUCAGAUGGGCAAGAUUAGGCUUGAAGCCUCAGUGUUACAGAUAGAUCACCAAGCACUCCUGAGAUAAAGAGGAAUUCCACCAAUUAAUUCCAUCAGUAAAGUAAACUAGAAACAUUUGAGAGUAUUGUAAUGGAACAACUCAAUUCUAGAGAAACUAGUGACAUUUCGUCACUGUGGUAAUGCCAUCAAGCUUAAUUGCCGACCCCUGCUCUAGAUUAUUUCCUCACACCAAACUCCCUACUCCGAAUGACUCUGUUAACAUUUCAGACACUCAAUUUUGUGUUUUUUAGUGGAAUUAUUUGGUGAAAUUCCUCUUUGGAUAUGGUUUAACUUUUUAAGACAUAAAAUAAUGCCACUGCUCAUUGACUGCUAAUGGAGAGACACACAGGCACAGACAUACACGUGCUAGACCACAGUUGCUUGUGUUGUGGUUUCUUUGUCAGCAUUUCAAUUUCCAUUUGAAUGUACACUGUAUUGCCAAAAUUAUUCGCUCACACAAUAUACAACACAUUAAAUUCAGGUUUUCCAAUCACUUCCAUUGGCACAGGUUUAUAAUAAAACCAAGCACCUAGGUAUGCUUCAGACUGCUUCUAAAAAAAACAUUAGUAAAAGAAUGGGUUUUCUCUGAGAAGAUCAGUGAACUCCAGCGUGGUACCAUGAUAGGAUGCAGCACCUGUGCAACAAGGGCAAGUCCAGUCAUGAAAUUUCACUGCCAACUACUAAAGAUUCUACAGCCAACUGUCAGUGAUAAUAUAACACAGUGGAAGCAACUGGGAAUGAAAUCAAUGGCAAUACAGUGUAUAUUAUUUUCUUAUUAUGCACUUUAGUUUAUGCACUCUUUGGGGUAGAGAAGAAACAAUCUCAAGGUUUGAUUUGUGUUUUUUUUUCAUCAAACGCAGCACAUGCACAGAAACAGAACCUCAGACUCUCAGUAUUAUUUAUUUUUCAGCGUAUUCUUUAAAAUUCUCUCACAGUCCAUUUUUCCUUCUUUUCCUGUUUGUUCACUACCUUCAUUUAUUUACACUCCCAACUGUAUAUUAAUAAUAUAUAAAGCAGAAUUAUCUAAGAACUCCGAGUGAUGCAAGUUAAAUAGAUACUGAUGAUUAUCUGUUACAGUGCUCAGUAAGUAUACUGUGUAUAUACCGGACAGGCAUACCAAAGGAUAUGAACUCUACAGUGACUGUGUUGUACUUUGUGAAGUAACAUUUUUUGUAGACGGAGACUCAUCGGCGUGAGUAGCCUUUUUUUAAAAGAUGGGUUUCAGCUGCUUUUUCUAUGACUUGAAUUUUCCCAGAGGCUGCAUUGUAGACCUGCUUUGUGUACGAAUUGCCCUUUUUACCACAGAGAUAUCAGAUCUGUUUGUGUGUUAUUUAUUUAUUUAUUUAUUUAUGUACUUGUUUGUUUGUUUGUUUGUUUGAGGUACUAUAAUGUAUUUAUUACUUUUAUUUCACAAAUGCGACUAAGCUCAAGCACAAGUACCAGUUCCUGCUAUGACACAGUACUGCAUUGUGACAUCACAUUUACUGUACAGGCAUUGCAACAUCAUAAAAACACGCAUUGUGACAUUGUAUCCAACGACAAUUUGAGUUUUUUAUUUAUUUAUUUGUUUGUUUGCUAUAUGGUCAUAUUUAACUGAUUUUGAUUUGACAUACAAACCUACACUUUGAAAAAAAAAACACAUUUAAGAACCCAGAACUGUUUUAAUAUAUUGCCGCUGUCUCACAAAAACCUUGCUUUUUUAAUUUACUUUUGCAAUUUUCUUUCCUAUUGUGUCAUUCUUUUCUGAUAAGUGGACAAAAAGAAAUGGUCCAGCAGGAAUUUCUCAAAAACAAAAUGACAGAAAUGGCGGAUCUUCCACUAAUCUAAUGGUGGGGCUCUUGUGGGGGUUGAUGGGUGAGGGUUGGUGCCAGAGAGGUUCUAUACAGGUUUUCUUUU
Astyanax mexicanus (Mexican tetra) is the source of this 8199-nucleotide messenger RNA. RefSeq names its product FERM and PDZ domain-containing protein 1 (gene frmpd1a). Gene Ontology annotation, cellular component: cytoskeleton. The record is from RefSeq and is a predicted model, not a curated record. Gene Ontology annotation, molecular function: protein binding. The transcript has 17 exons. Bases 758 to 6064 code for a protein of 1768 amino acids. Lineage: Eukaryota; Metazoa; Chordata; Actinopteri; Characiformes; Acestrorhamphidae.